This is a messenger RNA of Penicillium waksmanii, 726 nucleotides long. Its product is annotated as O-methyltransferase. Bases 1 to 726 code for a protein of 241 amino acids. Gene Ontology annotation, molecular function: O-methyltransferase activity. The transcript is spliced from 2 exons. Lineage: Eukaryota; Fungi; Ascomycota; Eurotiomycetes; Eurotiales; Aspergillaceae. The record is from RefSeq and is a predicted model, not a curated record.
AUGUCCUCGCCAUCUCCUAUCAGCGCUGCCCCGCAUAUACUGCAACUCCUUUCAGAACUCCACCAAAUUUCAUUAGAUCAAGAAGCUGGUAUUUCGAAAAAAGGAAAAGUAUUUUCAUCGGAUGUUCUGGGCGACCUCCAAGAUAAGGGGAUGAAUAGCAAUCCAAAGGAUGACUUUGACCGCCUCAUGCUUGAUAAAUUCAUCGCUUUGGAUGAGGAUAAAUGCCAGUUCACCUAUCAACUGAUCAAUGCCAUGGGUGCGACGAAUAUUGUCGAGGCAGGUACUAGUUUCGGCGUCAGCACAAUCUAUCUAGCUCUCGCUGUCGGCAAAACCAAAGCCGCCACCGGUAAAUCUGGAGUUGUGAUCGCAACCGAGAAGGAAACAGAAAAGGCGGCAAUUGCUCGAAAGUACUGGGCACAAUGCGGUCCGGAAGUUGAGAAAGAGAUUGAUUUGAGAGAGGGCGAUUUACUUGAAACUCUCAAAUCCGAUUUACCCGAUAUCGAUCUUCUUCUUCUCGACAUCUGGUCCGCAUUAUCGCUUCCUACGCUGAAGACUGUUUUGCCCCGUCUUCGACCGGGGGCAGUCAUUCUUACGGAUAACACUAUAUCGGGAGCCAAGGGGUAUGCAGACUUACUUGCUUACUUGCGAGCACCAGGAAAUGGGUUCCAAAACAUGACCCUCCCAUUUACCAAUGGCUUUGAAAUGAGCGUUUAUCGGCCACAGUGA